Messenger RNA from Glarea lozoyensis ATCC 20868, 1128 nucleotides. RefSeq lists its product as uncharacterized. Bases 1 to 1128 code for a protein of 375 amino acids. Gene Ontology annotation, molecular function: sequence-specific DNA binding. Gene Ontology annotation, cellular component: nucleus. NCBI's taxonomy places the organism in Eukaryota, Fungi, Ascomycota, Leotiomycetes, Helotiales, Helotiaceae. The transcript has a single exon. The record is from RefSeq and is a predicted model, not a curated record. Gene Ontology annotation, biological process: positive regulation of transcription from RNA polymerase II promoter by glucose.
AUGGCUGCCAUGGCUACCUCUGCUCGCGAUAUCCCGAAGACCACUGGUCGAGACAGCUUUGCUGCUGUAGCGGCCAGGAGCGUUCCUGUGACGAAAGUCCAAAACCUCCCGACUCCUCCCAACUCGAUCUCUCCCAACUUGCCUCCCCACGGGAAACCCUACGGUACUCGUUCGGCUGUGGCCCAGGCGUUGGAGCAGGUAGACUCCGACCUUGACCUUCACGAAGGUCAGACGGCAAGCGACAAGGAUACGUUCCCCGAGAAGAGUCCUGAUGUUGGAUCGCCCGGAUUCGAUACGGCAGGCUCGAUUACGCCGACAUUGUUGGCAAGACAUCACCUCCCCGAGAUUCUCUUGGCUCACGGUCCACUGGCUAUUCGUCACAUUAUGGGAUAUCUUACUACCUCAGUCCCGGGCUUUUCGGGUAUCCCUCCUGCAAAAGCCCGGAGACUCGUGGUGGGUGCACUGGAAGGUCGAGGUAGCGGAGGUGAGGGGGGUGGGUUGAAAGGCGACGUCAAAUUUGAGAAGGUUGGAUGGGGACGCUGGGAUGCAAGAUUGAAGGGCCAUGCUCGGAAUAGCAGGUCUAAUCAACAAUCACCCCCACCCAGCGGGCCUUCCUCCUAUUCGACUGCUAUGCCUAUCAACAAAACGAAACACUGGAAAGGAGACCGAAGUCGCUUGACCGUGCCGGGAUCCAGCUGGGCUGGCGACUCAGCGGUUUUCUCACAUGACGACGAAAUGGAUUUGACGAUGUUGGAAAACGAAGCUGAUAAGAUGUCUCUCGAUGGAGAUGAAUCCUGUUCUUCUUCUGAGGCACCUCCAGAGGACGAGGUCAUGGACGACGAUGAUCCGGACGAUAUCACUGAUGACGAAGACUGGGCAGCUGUUGGCGCUGCAGCCCUUCGCGCUGCUUCCUACUCGGCCUCUGGUCCUCGAGCAAGCUUUCUCAGACCAACUACAUUAUAUUCUGGGGGAUCCUACGGCGGUGGUGGGCCAUCCCUCAAUAUUAUGGCGAAAUCGGUCCCUUUGCAUUCUCCGCAACCUAAUAUUGAUUUUGCUGCUUGGGGCAUGACCUCUGAUUCUCAAGAGAGAGAAGCCAUUGAAGCACUUUUACGACUCGGUUCUGUAUAA